AUGGUGGGAAAUAACGGUAAACAUCAUUUAGACGAUGAUUUGGAAGAAAAUUUGGGCGAAGAAGAAUUUAUUGUUGAAAAAAUUGUUGAUCGUCGCGUCCGAAAUGGCCGAAUUGAGUAUUUUCUCAAAUGGAAAGGGUUUUCAGAAACUGAAAAUACCUGGGAACCUGAGACAAAUCUGGAUUGUCCAGAUUUAAUUUCGGAUUAUGAAAAUCGUGCUGCUCAAAAGGGGCGUUAUUCAAGCGGCAUUAAUGUAUUACAACAACAUGAUCAUCAAUUAUCGCUAAAACGUAAAUCAUCAGAUGAUUCAAGUAAUCAUAGUUUACCAACAUACGGCAGUACAUCAAGUGGGAAACGGCUAAGGAAUGAUAACAACAAUAAUUCUCGAAUUGGUAAAACAUCGAUUACAUCGCUACAAGGAACCAAUGAUGAAACAUUAGCGAGUGCAUUCGAUCGAGGACUUGAACCAGAAAAAAUCUUGGGUGCAACUGAUGCUUGUGGAGAAUUAAUGCUAUUAAUGCAAUGGAAAGGUACUGGUGAAGCAGAUUUAGUUCCUGCACGUAUAUGUAAUACACGUUGUCCACAAAUUGUUAUUCGAUUUUAUGAAGAACGUCUAACGUGGAUAAAUCCAUCAGAUAUGAAUGAAAAUAAUUCCAGCAUUAAUCAGGGUACAUCAACGGCAGGUAUAAAUGUGCUAAAAAGCAUCUACAAUAUGGCACCUGUUCAUGUUACCACAACAUCAUCGGGCCAACAUGGUAAUCGUUUAGAACGUGAAAGUAAAAAGCACGAUCGUCGAUCCGACCUUGUUUGUCGUGUACGCUAUACAAACGUCUUACCCGAUUUACCAUUUGACCCAAAAUUUCUUCGUUAUCCAUUUAAUCCCGAUAGAUUCGUCCGAUAUAAGCCAACUUCAUUAGAAAAAAAUUAUCGUUGGGAGCUGCUAACUGAACAUGAUGUUGGUGUGGAAAUUGAUUUAAUUAAUCCGGAUGCUUACGCUUCAACAAGUACUGGAGUAUUGCAUGCCGAUGAUGAAAAGUUACUAGAAGAAGAUAAUGUUAGUCCAGCAAAUACAAAACGAUCACAAUUAAAUCAGCGUAGUGUACCAUGGUUGAGAAAAACCGAAUAUAUUUCUACUGAACAAAGUCGUGCAUCAUUAAAAUUUGAUAAAGCUGAAAAUCGUUCAAGCUCAGUAAAAGAAAAAGUGCGUGAGGAUUCAUUGAAAUUAUUAACAAAAGAUGGUAUUAUACAUAUGAUUGAAGAAGGUUUUGAUGUGGUCAAGAAUCCAAUUGAAAAACAUUAUAGUAAACCGAGUGUGGUUAAAGUAGAAGAAUGGCCAGUAUUCCCAGAUUUUGAUCUAUGGCGUUAUCCAUGUGCACAAGUUAUAUUUGACGGUGAUCCAUCACGAAAAGAUGUUAACAACCCUCAAGAACAAGUUGAAGAGAUGUCACAAGCUGUUAUCAAAGCAUUAGUUGAUAAUGAAAAUAAAGAAUAUAUUGGCUAUUUUCUGCCCACUGAGGAAACUCGCCGUAAACGUCAAUUUGUUGAAGAUGAUGAUAAUCAAACUGAGGCAACAACAUAUGAUUUUAAAUUGAUUCGUGAAUAUAAUUGGAAUCGAAAAGAUAAAUCGAUGAGUGGUUAUGAAGAAAAUUAUUUUCUCGUUAUUAAAGAUGACGGUGUUUAUUAUAAUGAAUUGGAAACACGCGUACGUUUAAGUAAACGGCGACUAAUGGGCGCGCCAAAAACAUCGAAUUUGCGUUUAUUACAACGUUACCGACCAUUUCAAGAAAAUGAAUUAAAACAACAGAAAAAACGAUUGAAAGCGCUGGAUAAUGACGAGCAUGCACUUGAUGAAGAGGAAGAAGAAGAACUAAUUGAUAACGAAGAGCAUGAAGAGGAAAUGGUUGACGACGAAAUUGAACAAGAAUCAUCACCAAUUCGAAAGAAAAACAGUGGAAAAACAAGUGAAAAUGACGAUGAUGAACAACCAGACGAGACACAAGAAAAUGAUAAUCAAGAUGAGCAAGAUGAUGAAAUCGAUGAAGAUGAUGAAGAAAUUAAAAAUGAUGAUGAAGAUGACGAAGAUGAAUGA
Molecule: messenger RNA, 2088 nt
Organism: Didymodactylos carnosus
Lineage: Eukaryota; Metazoa; Rotifera; Eurotatoria; Philodinida; Philodinidae
Source: the annotation of a GenBank genome assembly